This is a messenger RNA of Triticum aestivum (bread wheat), 1194 nucleotides long. Its product is annotated as mucin-1. Bases 84 to 995 code for a protein of 303 amino acids. Lineage: Eukaryota; Viridiplantae; Streptophyta; Magnoliopsida; Poales; Poaceae. The transcript has 2 exons. The record is from RefSeq and is a predicted model, not a curated record.
GCUCCAAACAAAACACUCGCUUUAGCCUCCUCCCACCCCCCUGCAAUUCCACAGACACACACGCCUCGGCCUCUACGCCGGGCAUGGCGACUCCUGUCGCCGCCGCCGCCGCCGCCGCCCUCCUGUUCAUGGCAUCCUUUCUCCCUUCAGUCGGAUCCACGCCCAUAUUCAUCUCUAGCAACGCCACUUUUACCAUCUACAACCAGACCGCAUUCCCCAGGAUACCUACAGGCGUCGGUUUGGCUCACGUCGGGGCAACGCGGACCUUUCUCCUUGAUCCGGAGGCAGAGGUAAAGAACUCGCUUCUUACCAUGGGGAGGUCUAAGCGGGAGCCAAUCUCGAGACCGUGGCUUCUCUGGGAUGGCACUCCAGUCGCUGCGCCGACCAAGCCUAGAUCCUCUACGCGACCACGCGCAUCACACCGCCCCAAGCAUCGGCCAGUCAUCGUACCGAAGAAGGCGGCUUCUGCCACUUCGGCUACCCCUCGCGGCCCCGCACCUUGUCCGUCUCCGGUACUGCCACCCCAACAGGGAGACUCGACGCCACGCUCGCCAAGUGCGCCGCACAACGGCCCUUCUCCUUCAGAUUCCUGCGACGGGCCUUUGGCCGCGCCUGCCUCCGCUCCCACUGUCGUCCACGAUCCAGCCCCCGCACCGGCUCCAGCGCCCGCUCCCGCACCGGCUCCCGCACCAGCGCCGGCACCGGCUCCCGCACCAGCUCCCGUGACUGGUCGAAGAUUCGGCCCUAAGUCGAUUUUGAAGUUUCUGAUUAAGGCAACUGGGACGGCCUGCAAAACAUGGGAGAAGAAGAAAUCCAAGUCAAAACAGAAGAAGAGGGAGCAGAUACUGAUGGAUAAGUAUCAAAGGCUUCGCCGAAGGGUCAAGAAGAUUGAGAGGGCAUCAAAGAAGAAGAAAUCCCACGCUCCUUUGGUGAUUCAGCGAUACUGCUGUACACCCGCUGAGGACGACGAGAACAAGCUCAGUCCGCCGACUUGAUAUGUUUGAUCAUGUUUGAAAUUCUCUUGCACAUGUGGAAACAAUUGCUGCGUUCAGGAUUGAAGGGCCAGGGUGUGACGACGGUCACAUGUUGGGAUUUUGCUGUUGCUGCUGCAGUUUUGUUGGAAAAUUUUGGAGUGAUGUAUUACUUUUCGAUUUGGUACCCAUGAGAAUAUCAAUUAGGUUGCAAUGAACUUUU